AUGUUUAAACAUAUUCAUAAACUGUACUCGAACCCUGGAACCCGACCGACUCCUUUGGAACCUUAUACCACACAUGAAGCACUGGAGUUUUCAGUUAAUAUAGUAUGGAUGACGUUAACUACUAUUUUAAUUACUCUAACAGUGUCGGCUGUUCAUCAGCCAGAUUUCUGUGUGACACUCUUAGAGAGCUCACUAGCUUCAACACUAACUUUAUUAUUUUGUGCACUUUCUCUUUCGUCAUUUGUAACUUUUGAGAAGUUACAAAAGUUGUUUCCGAUCAACUAUAUUCUACUGGCUAUAAUCGUUAUCUCAGGUUCAGUGUUGCUUUCAUAUUCUUGUGUGUAUAUACAUUUUCUGGGAUGUUUGGGUUCAUGGACUUUGAUUAUCUUGAUAUCUACAGUAGAAAUCAUGUUAGCAAUCAGAACUCCCAUUUGGACUUCAGAAAAACUAUCAGAUUUAUUGGUGACAUCAGGUGCAUUCAUUGCCAUUGGAUUUGUGUAUCUUUUCAUUGCAUUUCUCUUUGGUAUAAGUAUUUUUACCAUCAUUGCUUUCGCCUUCCCUUUCGUCAUUGGUAUUCUUUUGAUCGUGUAUUAUUUGGUACAAAUUGUGAAGAGCACAGAGCAUACAUUAUUCACCGUUUUACUUGUUUGGAUUCUACAGCUUAUAAUUAGUAUAUGGGUAACACUGCUGCUUUUGAAUGCUGAAGGAUUAAGAUAUCAGCAGAGUGACUCUUCUGAGUUGUAUGAAAAUGAUAGUGAUGUUCAUGGUGACGAACGUGAAGAUGAUCAGGGUUUAUUUAAUAAGGAUGACGAAUAUGUAACUUUACAAGAAAAUGAUACGAAAGGUGGACUUCAUAACCAUCAGGGUCUAGCUAGAUGGGGUGAAGGGAAUCCUUAUCAAGUGGAUUCUGUAACAACUACACAAGGGAGUGAACAGGAUCAAGAGAAACUCACUAGCAUAGGAACUUCUGAUGGCGAAGAAAACGAAGAAGAAAAAGUGAAAGAUAAUGAAACAGAGGUAUAUGAGAGUGAGGAACCGGUUUCAGAGAAAAAUAAAGUCGAAGAAGAUUCAGAAGAACAUCAUCAUGACGGACUGGUCAGUUGGGGAAGUUCUGGUGAAAGUGAAGAAGAUGAAGCCUCUGUGACAGAUCAACUUCUUGAUGACUAUCCACAAAUAAGUGAUGACAAUAGUACACCUGAAUACGAAAGUGAAUUACAGUCUGUAAACGUCACACUCAAUAAAGAGUCAACUGAAUCAACGUCAAGUAUGACAACUGUGUCAACAUCAAAUCAAACUGACAGCCAUCAUCAUCAUCACCAUCAUCAUCAUGAUCAUAAUCAGCAUGAAAACAUUGACGACGAGGAUAACAGUGAUACUUCAUCUGACAAACACCAUAUUGACCAUUUAGUUGACCCAUUAUUAUCAGAUCUCUAUUUAGGAAACAAUCAUUCAGCAGUCCCAACGCAGAUAGACAAUGAAACUGAUGUGUCGAAAAUUGAAUCAGCCUGUAGAAAAUGUAUUAAAUGGCAGCAAUUGCAUUCAACUCUGCCAUGUAUAUUAUAUCCAUUAAAUUUCAAUACACCAGAUCAAGUCAACCAAACAAAACUGGUUUAUAUACAUGUUAUGAGAAAAGUAGUUGCUCAAAUAAACAACAGUCUGAAUGAACUGUUGCUAGACCUGGAGCUGUGA
Messenger RNA from Trichobilharzia szidati, 1689 nucleotides. The record is from the annotation of a GenBank genome assembly. Lineage: Eukaryota; Metazoa; Platyhelminthes; Trematoda; Strigeidida; Schistosomatidae.